GAUACAGGCUUCGCUAGGUGAGCUUGAUACAUGCGUCGGUGCGUCAGUGUUCCAGGACCCAUCACUAGUGUUAACAUGAAUAUGUUUCUUCUUAUGACAUAAAAUAAUUCCACGCUGUUCGUGUCUGUGGGUGAAAUGUGAGCCCGAUCGGCUCCUCUCAGCAUUUUCCGUCCACUUGGCUGAUUUCCUGUAAGUAGAGAGGAAGUGAAGCGAAGUGCACAGUUUAGCUGAGCAUCCAUUUAGUGUGAGAGAGCAGGAGGACAGUGAGAGCUGUGCUGAGGCAGACUAACUCCACCCUGACAUCAAGAAGAUGGAGGAAGAAGACGGAGCAGCAUCUGCAGCAUCCAGCUGUGUGUCUGUGAGGAGUGACGGGGUCACACAAACACCUCCACAUUACAGUCAUGGACCUGCAGCAACAAUAGGUCAGAGGUCACAGUCUCCAGUAUCCAGCUGUACGUCUGUGAGGAGUGACUGGUCCAAAGACAGACCUCCAUAUUUCAGUCAUGAACCUGCAGCAACAAUGUUCUUCAAUCAUGGAGCUCAGCUGACCAUAGGUCAGAGGUCACUGUCUCCAGCAUCCAGCUGUGUGUCUGUGAGGAGUGACUGGUCCAAAGACAGACCUCCAUAUUUCAGUAAUGAAUCUGCACCAACAAUGUUCUUCAAUCAUGAAGCUCAGCUGACCAUGGGUCAGAGGUCACAGUCUCCAGUAUCCAGCUGUGUGUCUGUGAGGAGUGACUGGUCCAAAGAAAGACCUCCAGACUUCAGUAAUGAACCUGCACCAACAAUAGGUCAGAGGUCACAGUCUCCAGUAUCCAGCUGUGUGUCUGUGAGGAGUGACUGGUCCAAAGAAAGACCUCCAGACUUCAGUAAUGAACCUGCAGCAACAAUGUUCUUCAAUCAUGGACCCCAGCUGACCAUGGGACAUUUGUCAAACACUCGGUGAAGACUCAAACACAGACUCGCAGGCAAAAAGCAAAUCUUUAUUUAGGCCUGUUUCACAAUCUAGAGUUUAAAAGUCAAGAAGAUGAUAAAGAAACCAAAAUCUACAGACUUCAUAGACAGAACGUCAGAUAAAUGAUUCCAUCACAUUUUAAAAGAAAGUAUCAGGAUAAUAAUCUGAACUGAGUCAUCAGAAACAGAAAGAUGGUCUCAACAGGCCACUGAGCUGAUCUCCAAAGAAAGAAGAAGAUUGAAGAGUCCGAGGCUGUUUGUUUGUCACAGGCAUCGUCAAACACGUCCAACACAGUGAAAUGUGCUGAGCUGCUCCUGUGACUGGACAAAACAUUAGAAACAAUCAUUAAAUGAAAUAAUGAAACAUUGUGCAGAUGUAAUGUUAAAGUGCUUUGUGCCACAUUAGCACAGCAUGUACUGACAGAGCAGUGUAGAUGAGCAAAGUGAUGUAAACAGAGUAAGUGAGCAGAGUAAUAUCAGCAGUAAUGAAGCAGCAGGAUCAGUGCAGCAGCGUGUGACGUCAUAAUGAAUCAGAUAUGAUCUGAAAUAUGACAGUGAGACAAGAACAUGAUGUGAGGUCCUGUUUAAACCCUGAUGGUGCUGCUAUGAGGGGAGCACGUUCUGAUGUAGGACUUGGAUGGUCUGAGGAUAGAAGCUCCUCUCUGUUUGUGUCCUGAUGCUGCAGAAGCUUCUGCCUGAUUGUAGGAGCUGAAGCAGCAUCAUCCCAGAGGUGAAGCUGCUCUGUGUGCAGACCUGAGGUCAGAUUCCUCCAGGCUGAUGUUCAGCAUCUACAGAAACGUGUGGUUGUAGUUAUUGCUGCUCUGUGUGCUGACAGCAGAUACUCAGAACAAAGCGCUGCACACGUGUUCUUUACAAACAUCUGUACAUAGAAAACAUGGAUGAUGGCAGUGAAUGAACACGUUUCUGUCAUUUGUUUCAUUGGCUGCUUUUUUCUUCCUGUGUUCAUGUGAUGAAUGUCUGACACAUAAACAGGUUUGUAAUCAAACAUCACAUCAUCAGGGAGGCAUCAUGAAACAAA
Messenger RNA from Oreochromis aureus, 1990 nucleotides. RefSeq lists its product as uncharacterized. The transcript has 7 exons. The record is from RefSeq and is a predicted model, not a curated record. NCBI's taxonomy places the organism in Eukaryota, Metazoa, Chordata, Actinopteri, Cichliformes, Cichlidae. The coding region runs from base 311 to 943 and encodes 210 amino acids.